Molecule: messenger RNA, 2037 nt
Organism: Cuculus canorus (common cuckoo)
Lineage: Eukaryota; Metazoa; Chordata; Aves; Cuculiformes; Cuculidae
Gene: FOXF1
Product: forkhead box F1
Exons: 2
Coding region: 84-1304 (406 amino acids)
Biological process (GO): regulation of transcription by RNA polymerase II; animal organ morphogenesis
Cellular component (GO): nucleus
Molecular function (GO): RNA polymerase II cis-regulatory region sequence-specific DNA binding; DNA-binding transcription factor activity, RNA polymerase II-specific
Source: RefSeq, a predicted model, not a curated record
CCAUCAGCGCGGCUUUUUGGGGGGGCGCGGAGGGGAGGGUGGCGGAGGAGGGCCGGGGCUGGCCGCCGCCGAUCUGGCCCUAGAUGACUGCAGAAGCGCAGCAGGCUCUGUCCUCUCAGCCCCCUCCUCCUCCGGUGCAGAGCAGCUACGGCCCCAUGUCCUCCGUGGCCGAGAAGCAGCCGCAGAGCUCGGCCAUGGACGCCGCCUCCUCGGCGCCCGGCGGGGCGGCCGGCAGCGGGGCGGGCAGCGGCGGCGCCCCGGGCAGCGGCGGUCCCAAGGCGAAGAAGACGAACGCUGGGAUCCGGCGGCCGGAGAAACCGCCUUAUUCCUACAUCGCCCUCAUCGUCAUGGCCAUCCAGAGCUCGCCCUCCAAACGCCUGACCCUUAGCGAGAUCUACCAGUUCUUGCAGAGCCGCUUUCCUUUCUUCCGAGGCUCCUACCAGGGCUGGAAAAACUCGGUGCGCCACAACCUCUCACUCAACGAGUGCUUCAUCAAGCUGCCCAAGGGGCUGGGACGCCCGGGCAAGGGCCACUACUGGACCAUCGACCCGGCCAGUGAGUUCAUGUUCGAGGAGGGCUCGUUCCGCCGCAGACCCCGCGGUUUCAGGAGGAAAUGCCAAGCGUUGAAGCCCAUGUACAGCAUGAUGAACGGGCUCAGCUUCAACCACCUCCCCGAGAGCUACAGCUUCCAGGGCUCGGCCGGUGGGCUCUCCUGCCCCCCCAACAGCCUGUCCCUCGAAGGGGGCUUGGGGAUGAUGAACGGGCAUUUGUCCAGCAACGUGGAGGGGAUGGGCCUCGCGGGACACUCCGUGCCCCACCUGCCCGCUAACGGUGGGCACUCCUACAUGAGCAGCUGUACCGGCUCCUCGGCGGGGGACUACCCGCAUCACGAGAGCUCCGUGCCCGCCUCCCCGCUGCUCGCCGGCGGCGGCGUGAUGGAGCCCCACUCGGUUUACUCCAGCUCGGCCUCGGCGUGGGCUCCCUCCGCCUCGGCGGCCUUGAACACCGGCGCGUCCUACAUCAAGCAGCAGCCCCUCUCGCCCUGCAACCCCACGGCCAACCCGCUGUCCUCCAGCCUUUCCACGCACUCCCUCGACCAGCCCUACCUGCACCAGAACAGCCACAACACCGCCGAGCUGCAAGGCAUCCCGCGGUAUCACUCCCAGUCUCCGAGCAUGUGCGACAGAAAGGAAUUCGUCUUCUCUUUCAACGCCAUGGCCUCCUCCUCCAUGCAUUCAGCGGGCAGCGGCUCCUAUUACCACCAACAAGUGACAUACCAGGACAUCAAGCCGUGCGUUAUGUGAUAUGGGGCGGAAAAAACACCUCCUGGGGCCGGCAAGGCCUGACCCGGGCACCCAGUUCUCCCCAUCCAGGACCUUCUCGGAGGAGGAGGGGGUGUCUGCAGACUGGCUUUGUUCAGGAGGUAUAGCAGGAACCCCGGGGAGCGGCUCUGCAGCCCCGGGGCUGAUCCUGCCCCGCAGCUGAGCAUCGGCCGGACCCGCGGGUCCUCCAUCACACACGGUCUCUGCCUUCUUCUGCUUCUUCGCUUGGGGGUGGGUUGAGAGGAAAGCAAAACCAGCCCCCCGUUCCCUCUUCGAAAAGCCCGACUGCGAGUUUGGGUGAAGGGUUUGACAAAACGAAGUUUUGAUGCUUCUUGAAAGGAAAAAAACCAACCAAACAAAAAAAAACCCCAAAAACACCCUCCCCCCAAAAAAACCCGAAUAAUUAAAUUACUGAUUCAGUUUGGGAAUUGGUGUUGGGUGAUGCCACCAGCCCGGCUGGCAGGCUCAGAGCCGGAUUGGGCUGGGGGGGGAGCUGGAAAGGACGCUGACCCCAGAGCCUGCGCAUCCCGCGGCUCCUGCGCGCUGCACCGCGGGGAGGAGCGGCUCCCCCGGCCCCGCUGGUCCCGUCUUGCUUACAGCUCGUUCUUUACAGAAAUACCUUGGGUUUGGGCGGUUUUCUUUCUCUCUCCCCUUCUUUCUUUCUUCCUCUCUCCCCUUCUCUCUUUCUUUCUCUCCCCUUCUUUCUUUCUUUCUC